Pogona vitticeps (central bearded dragon) is the source of this 3700-nucleotide messenger RNA. NCBI's taxonomy places the organism in Eukaryota, Metazoa, Chordata, Lepidosauria, Squamata, Agamidae. The record is from RefSeq and is a predicted model, not a curated record.
AUGAGCAACGGGAACACUGGUCCUACAAGCAGAGGACGCCAGGCGGAGACUUGGGCUUGCACAAAAUCUACUUCAGGCUCUGGCAGAGACAACGCCGGCUGCGACCACCGACACCCUCCUGUACGCUGUAUGUGGGCUUGCCCACCACCUGCACUUCCUCCGGGCACCUUUCUGAACACAGCCACCUGGCAACACAGCGGGCUGACGGAGCAACUGGACCUGCAACAGUUUGCUCUGCGCCAGCGCAAGGCGAAACGCCGAUCUAGGUCAGAAGUCCACCUGCUGAGAUGGCCCAAAUCUCCCUGGCACCGCAAGAGACGCCUUGCAGGUGCCAGUGGCCGGGGAGAGUCACGGCUGGGGUGGGGGCAGGGGAGUCAUCCGGACCAGACACCAGAACUGCCCGGAUCCCAGAAGCAGCAGAAGCAGCUGCUGAUCCACCGAGCCCUCACCAGAGACCCCGUGGACGUGGAGAGCCUGCGGGAGGCGGCCUUCAGCCAGGGGGGGCUCCUUACAGAUGAGAUCCGUAGGAAGGUGUGGCCCAAGCUGCUGAGCGUCAACGUCUACAGCCUUCCACCUAAGCCAGGUCGUGAAGUGCGUCAGAACCACAAAGACUACAACCAGGUCGUCCUGGAUGUCCGGCGCUCCGUUCGCCGCUUCCCGCCAGGGAUGCCCGAGGAGCAGCGCCGGGUCCUGCAGGAGCAGCUGAUCGACGUCAUCCUGCAAGUCCUGCGAGAGCACCCGGAGCUCCACUACUACCAAGGCUACCACGACAUUGCCGUGACGCUGCUGCUGGUGGCGGGGGAGCGCAUGGCCGUGGCGCUGCUGGAGAAGCUCUCCCUGCUUCAUCUCAGGGACUUCAUGGACCCCACCAUGGACAGCACGAAGCACAUCCUCAACUACCUCAUGCCCAUCCUGCAGCGGGAGAGCCCUCGACUCCAUGACUUCAUGAGAAGAUCUGAAGUGGGGACCAUCUUUGCCCUGAGCUGGCUCAUCACCUGGUACAGCCACGUCCUUGCCGACAUGCACCACAUCCUGCGCCUUUACGACUUCUUCCUGGCCUCCCAUCCACUCAUGGCCGUCUACUUUGCGGCUGCGAUUGUCCUUUACCGCGAAGAGGAGAUCCUGGCCUGUGAGUGCGACAUGGCCAGCGUCCACCAGCUCCUCUCCCGCCUCCCCCAGGACCUGCCUUACGAGGCCCUGGUGGUCCAGGCCCAGCGGCUCUUCCGGUGCCUGCCCCACACCGCCUUGGCUCGGGAGGCAGCCCUGCAGCGCCACAAGAGCAUCAGCAUCAGUUCCUUCUCAGAGUUCCAGCAGGCCACUUUGUGCCAGCGCCCCGAUGCCAUCCUUCGCCAGCAGCAGCAGCAGCAGCAGCAGCUACAGCACUCGUUGGCCAGCCGUGUGAUGGAGGCCGGCGACGAGAUUCUUCUCCCAGCAGAACGCAGCCGCUUGGUGAAGGCCGCGGUCUGGGGGAUCACCGCCUCCCUGGGGGCUGCCGCGCUGGCGGUCACGCAGACCGCUCUGGAGUGGGGUCCCGAGUUCCUGCUCCAGCUCUUCUAGCCCCGGGCCGGGUGGCUGGCCAUACAGGGCCGUGGUGGCCGCUGGCGAGGGGGAGGGCAUGGGAUGCUGGCUGCCCGUCUUUGGCAAAGGCUCAGCCCGCCCGCCUCGCAUCCCUGAGUUCCUGCCUGUGGAGGGGGUUCCCUGCAGUGGCUGAGAGGCAGCCGACCACGGCCUGCACCAGGGCGCCUGGCUUCCUGUGGGCUGCCAGCAGAAGGCGGUUCCUUUGCCAGCAUGGCCAGGAAGGGGCACCGCCCUCCCGCCAAAGGGGGCUGUUGAAGUAGCCCGGCUGCUCCUUUUGGGGCCGGGGGAGGGAAGGGUCUUCAAGUGGUGCCGAUGGCCCACGUCAGGCAAGACCCUGGUGGAGUCUAGGCAGGUAAUGGUCCUGGCAAGCCCUCCAGGCUGGGAGCAGGGCCACACAGGCCCAGUGGAGCAGGGGGGCUGCUCUUUGGGGGGGGGAACGCGGUCCUUCUCCUGGGGAAGGUGAGCCCCACAGGUCUGGAGAGCAAAUUGUCGCCCCUUCAGGGGAGGUGCUGCUCGUGUUCCUGCUCAGGAUUUGGGCCGGUUGAAUUAUUGUUAUUGCCUUGUGAUUUUAUUUUAUUUUAUUUAAAUCAUGGAAGUGCUCCUUUGAGGAGGCACGGCUUCAGAAGCCUAAAAACGUAUUUAAACAGGGAAGGUGCUUGGAGACUUUGGUUGGGAACAGGCCACGAGGGCCACAGCAGUGUGGGGGGGGGGGGGAAGGAGGGGAUUUUCCGUGGGUCUUGCCCACGGCUGGCCUUUGCUUCAGCUUCUUCACCUCAGUCAGUGCUGCUGUUCCUGGGAGGGACCUUCACCCGAGACCCCCAGGCAGCCACGGCUGGCUUCUGUCAGUAGGCCGUGGCCAGCAAGGAGGGGGUGGUUUCCAGAGGCUGGGGUGGGGGGGCUGGUUGCUCUCCACCUGCAUCCCCUGUUUUCACCCAGGGAGCGCUUUUGGCUAAACGAAAGUGACUUCUGGGUGUGGGAAAGGCUCCCCCAUGGGUAUCACUGGCCAUUAUUGUGGCGGUGGGGGUCAGAAGGGGUGUGUGGAGGAAAGGUGAGGGUCUGGCAGCCUGCCUGCAGCCCAAAGACCACACCUGGCCCCUCCUCGCAUGUAAAAAAGGAGGAAUUGUAAGGCCUGGCUAGUCACUGGGAGGCUUCCUGUGUUUCCGUGGGGUUUGGGGCCCCCUCUGAGCCCUUGAUCUGUCCCUCUCUCCACCCCCCCAGGGCAGUUUUGGUCUUUUACUCCAGGACCUCUCCGCCUGCAGAGCCCUCUCAACUCACCGGUCCUUCAAGCGGCUAUAGGGUCACUCAAAGGAGAACAGCGUGGGUAGUUCAACAGGGCUGGGGUGAGCCGGAAUGGAAUGGCCGAAGGACCAAGCCGAAAACCGAGGAGUUAUUCAUAAACGGUUUAUUGGCUUACAACAAAGGACUAGCACACACAACUGUAAAACCAGCAUAAAUAGCCUGUUCUCUGUCUAAGUGGCCUCUAGAGGCCUUUCAAAGGGGAUGGGACAGAUUCCUGGAGGAAAAAAAUCCGUUGCAGGUGACAAGCCAUGAUGGGAAUGUAAAAUUUCCAGGCUCUUAAAAGGAAAGGGCCUCCAAAGGCCAGAGGCAGGGGAAGGGGGGUCCUGAGACAGCUAUGUCUCGUGGGCUCCCAGAGGCGUCUGGUGGGGCCACGGGGAGAUCCGGGGAGCUGGACUAGAGGGUCCCUUGGCCUGAUCCAGCACAGGGCUCCUCUUAUGCUCGUAUGUUCUUGCCUCCAGAAGAGGAGAGGCCAGGCUCAGAACACUGAGUGGUAAAUCUUCUCGUUAAAAGGGACGGGAAGCUUUAUUAUUGUUGUGAUGUGCUGUCCAGUUGCCUCUGGCUUAGGGUGACCCUAUGAACCAGUGGCCUCCAGAAUGCCCACUACUCUGCAGCCCUGCUCAUUUGUUACAGAUUCAAGGCUGUCUCUCCCUUCGUGGAGCGAAUCCAUCUCACGUCUUCCUCUUUUCCUCCUGCUGCCUUUUCACUUUUCUCGGCAUUAUGAUCUUUGCAAGUGAGUUUUGUCUCCUCAUGAUGUGGCCAAAGUGGAACAGCCUCCAGUUUUGUUGAUGACCAGGAAAUAAAAGACUUCUUGUCUAUUCCUGGA